AAAACUCCCACAUAGGAUAGGAGUAGGAGUACUCUCUCUCUCUCUCUCUCUCUCUAUACCCAAAAAAAAACCCUCCAAAUAUCCAAAUGGAUCGUCAAACCCCACCCUCUUCUCCACCGCAUGUUCUCAUCUUCCCCUUGCCACUACAGGGCCCCAUCAAAUGCAUGCUCAAGCUCGCCGAGCUCCUCUGCCUCGCCGGCGACAUCGACGUCACCUUCCUCAACACCCACCACAACCACAGCCGUCUGCUCCGUUACACCGCCCUCGACUCCCGCUUCUCGGCCUACCCGCAAUUUCGUUUCCAAACCAUCUCUGACGGCCUCCCUGAUGAUCACCCCCGCUCUGUUGACCGAUUGGGUGACUUGUUGAACGGGUUGUGGACCGUGACCAACCCGAAUUUCAAGGAGAUGCUAAAUUCCGCCGCCGGCGAUCGGCGGCCGGUGACGGGUGUGAUAGCUGAUGGGGCUUUGACUUUCGCUCUUGACGUGGCUGAAGAAGUUGGAAUUCCACUGAUCUAUUUUGAGACGAUCAGUCCUUGUGGUCUCUGGACUUACUUUUGUGUCAACAAACUCAUUGAGGCUGGGGAGAUUCCUUUCCAAGGAGAUGAUUUGGAUGCACCAAUUCAGAGUGUUCCAGGCAUGGAAGGUUUUCUCAGGCGUCGUGAUCUACCGAGUUUCUGUCGUACCACAGACCUCAAUGACCCUGUUAUCCAGCUCGCCAUGAGGGAGUGUCGACAAGUCCCGCGAAGUCGCGGACUUAUACUCAACACGUUUGAGGAUUUAGAUGGACCUGUACUCUCUCACUUGCGUUCUCUCUGUCCAAACCUCUACCCCGUUGGCCCACUGCACACCCACCUAAAGACGAGACUCGAAGCACAAUCAACACCGCCACCUGCAUCCUCGGACAGUCUGUGGCAAGAAGAUAAAAGCUGCAUGGCAUGGCUUGAUGCCCAACCGUCGAGAUCUGUGAUCUACGUUAGUAUUGGCAGCCUUGCCAUGAUGUCAAUGGAGCAACUCGUGGAGUUUUGGCAUGGAUUGGUGAACAGCGGGGUGCGAUUCUUAUGGGUCAGACGACCAAACUCCAUAGUUGGCGAAGACUCGGUGGGUCAGAUUCAAGAAGAACUCUCGGAAGCUACAAAGGAGAGAGGAUGCUUGGUGAGUUGGGCUCCGCAAGAGGAGGUCUUGGCUCACCCAGCCAUUGGCGGGUUUCUGACCCACAGCGGGUGGAACUCGACUUUAGAGAGCUUGAUAGAAGGAGUGCCGAUGGUUUGCUGGCCUUAUUUUGUUGAUCAACAUGUGAAUAGUAGGUUUGUAAGUGAAGUAUGGAAGAUUGGGAUCGACAUAAAAGAUACUUGUGAGCGCGGGGUAAUUGAGAAGAUGAUCAAGGAUCUUAUGAAUGCGAAGGGAGAUGAGUUCAGGCAGUCAAUGGAUCAAUUGUCUAAAUUGGCGAGGGAAAGUAUUAACGUAGGUGGAUCAUCGGUCUGUAAUUUGAACCGCCUGAUUGAGGACAUAAGAUCGAUGAAGGUGUGAACAUGAUGAUGAAAUUCAAGGUUUUUUUUUCCUGCAAAUAAAAGGUUACGAAUGCAAAGGAGGAGAAUGAGGCGAUUUCUUUGAUUCAUGCAGUACUUGAGUUUCAGAGGUCUAGCUGGUCCCAAAUCCUAGGCCUGAAUUUAUGCUACUCCACUUAAUUGUUGCUCGGCGGUCCAUGGAUUCUGCAAACUCGAUUGGCAUUUUGUAUGGAAAAUUUUGCAAAACCCCUUCCCUUUAAUAUGGUUCCACAUUAAAGUAAGCAAUCCUUAUCAUAAUUGAAGAAUUUGGGUUCCUUUUGUUUAAUUUCGUUCUUGUGUCAAUCUUUUAAUUGUGUGCAACUUCACGCCCAUAAUCUUGUUCAAUUUUUCCUCUUUCGAAUUGCUAGCUAUAUACACGUGGUGUAACCUUGCGUAUUAGCGAGAUAGUGUUGGAUUAAUUCUUAAAUUUUACGUUCA
Molecule: messenger RNA, 1984 nt
Organism: Rhododendron vialii
Lineage: Eukaryota; Viridiplantae; Streptophyta; Magnoliopsida; Ericales; Ericaceae
Product: 7-deoxyloganetic acid glucosyl transferase-like
Exons: 2
Coding region: 87-1529 (480 amino acids)
Molecular function (GO): UDP-glycosyltransferase activity
Source: RefSeq, a predicted model, not a curated record